Messenger RNA from Erinaceus europaeus (western European hedgehog), 2442 nucleotides. RefSeq names its product nucleoporin 88 (gene NUP88). Lineage: Eukaryota; Metazoa; Chordata; Mammalia; Eulipotyphla; Erinaceidae. Gene Ontology annotation, molecular function: structural constituent of nuclear pore. Gene Ontology annotation, biological process: protein import into nucleus; mRNA export from nucleus; ribosomal small subunit export from nucleus. The transcript has 17 exons. The coding region runs from base 39 to 2267 and encodes 742 amino acids. Gene Ontology annotation, cellular component: nuclear pore. The record is from RefSeq and is a predicted model, not a curated record.
CCUGGAGCAACCGGAGGAAGGCGAGCACCGGGGCCAAGAUGGCGGCUGCAGAGGGCCCUGUGACUGAUGCUGAGCUGUGGCAGACCUGGCUUCCUAACCACGCUGUGUUCCCGCGGCUCCGCGAAGGACUGAAAAACCAGAGCCCAGUCGAGCCGGAGAAAGCCGUCUCCUCAUCAUUGCCCUCGUCGCCCCGACUGCCGCCGCAGUUGCUGACGCGGAACCUGGUCUUCGGCCUGGGCGGAGAGCUGUUCCUGUGGGACGGUGAUGGCAGCUCCUUCCUAGUCGUCCGCCUGCGGGGUCUGGGCGGCGGGGAGGAGCCCUCCCUCUCCCACUACCAGAGAUUACUUUGCAUAAAUCCACCUCUGUUUGAAAUCUAUCAAGUCUUAUUAAGUCCAACACAACAUCACGUAGCACUUAUAGGAGUAAAAGGACUUAUGGUAUUAGAAUUACCUAAGAGAUGGGGGAAGAAUUCUGAAUUUGAAGGUGGAAAAUCAACAGUUAAUUGUAGUACCACUCCAGUUGCUGAGAGAUUUUUCACCAGUUCCCCAUCUCUGACUCUAAAGCAUGUUGCCUGGUAUCCGAGUGAAACGUUGGACCCUCACAUAGUGCUGUUAACGUCAGACAGUGUGAUAAGAAUUUACUCUCUGCGUGAGCCACAGACACCAAUUAAGGUCAUUGUACUUUCAGAAGCAGAAGAAGAAAGUCUAAUACUAAAUAAAGGAAGGACAUAUACUGCGUCUCUAGGAGAGACAGCAGUUGCGUUUGAUUUUGGGCCAUUGACAGCAGUCUCGAAGAAUACAUUUGGACAAAAAAGCAAAGAUGAAAUAGUGGCAUACCCCCUAUACAUCUUAUAUGAGAAUGGGGAGACUUUCCUUACAUAUAUUAGUCUGUUACACAGCCCUGGGACUGUUGCAAAGUUGUUAGGUCCACUACCCAUGCAUCCUGCAGCUGAAGAUAACUAUGGUUAUGAUGCUUGUGCUAUACUCUGCUUACCAUGCGUCCCCAACAUCUUGGUGAUCGCUACGGAAUCAGGAAUGCUGUAUCACUGUGUUGUGCUGGAAGGGGAAGAAGAUGAUGAUCAGACCUCAGAAAAGUCCUGGGAUUCCAGGAUUGAUCUCAUUCCUUCUCUGUAUGUAUUUGAGUGUGUUGAGUUGGAACUUGCCCUGAAAUUGACAUCAGGAGAGGAUGAUCCCUUUGAUUCUGAUUUUUCCUGUCCAAUCAGACUACACAGAGAUCCCAAGUGUCCCUCAAGAUACCACUGUACUCAUGAAGCAGGUGUACAUAGUGUUGGGCUAACCUGGAUUCAUAAACUCCAGAAAUUUCUUAGAUCAGAUGAAGAAGAUAAGGAUAGUUUACAAGAACUCGCUUCAGAACAGAAAUGUUUUGUGGAACACAUCCUUUGCACGAAACCACUGCCAUGUAGGCAACCAGCUCCAAUUCGAGGAUUCUGGAUUGUCCCUGACAUUCUGGGGCCCACGAUGAUCUGCAUCACCAGUACCUAUGAAUGCCUCAUAAGGCCUUUAUUAAGCACAGUUCAUCCAGUGUCUCCUCCCCUGCUUUGUACCCGAGAAGAUGUUGAAGUAGCAGAGUCUCCCCUUCGCAUUCUGGCAGAAGCACCAGAUUCCUUUGAAAAGCAUAUCAGAAGCAUUCUGCAGCGCAGCGUUGCAAACCCAGCGUUUUUGAAAUCAUCUGAAAAAGAUACAGCCCCUCCCCCUGACGAGUGUUUGCAGCUUAUCAGUCGAGCCACUCAGGUGUUUCGAGAACAGUACAUUCUUAAACAGGACUUGGCAAAGGAGGAGAUUCAGCGGAGGGUCAAAUUGUUAUGUGAACAAAAAAAGAAACAAUUAGAAGACCUCAGUUGCUGUCGAGAGGAGAGGAAAAGCUUGCGGGAAAUGGCUGAACGCUUAGCUGAUAAAUAUGAGGAAGCCAAGGAAAAACAAGAAGAUAUCAUGAACAGGAUGAAAAAAGUACUUCACAGUUUUCACUCUCAGCUCCCAGUUCUCUCUGAUAGUGAGAGAGAUAUGAAGAAAGAGUUACAGCUGAUACCUGACCAGCUUCGACAUUUGGGCAAUGCCAUCAAACAGGUUACUAUGAAAAAAGACUACCAGCAACGAAAGAUGGAAAAGGUACUAAGUCCUCAAAAACCAACCAUUACUCUCAGUGCCUACCAGAGAAAAUGCAUCCAGUCUGUCCUGAAGGAGGAGGGUGAACACAUAAGAGAAAUGGUGAAGCAAAUCAAUGACAUCCGAAAUCAUGUAAACUUCUGACACCACCAGGAACAAGUUUACAAAGGAAGUUAACAUUAAGUGAAGACUUAAAGCUCACAUUGAAAGAGUAGCAUUUCCUAAUUUAUAAAGAGGCAUUUUGGAUCAAGUUUGGUGUGGUUGUUCAUUUUUUUAUACUUGUUUUAUAACUGUUGAAUAAAUUCUUUUAUGUAAAAUU